Molecule: messenger RNA, 2139 nt
Organism: Pseudo-nitzschia multistriata
Lineage: Eukaryota; Bacillariophyta; Bacillariophyceae; Bacillariales; Bacillariaceae
Source: the annotation of a GenBank genome assembly
ACUUUUCUUUGUAACAAUACUGUAACGAUUGAACAAUCCAACAACAAGCAUUCCGUACGUACCAAGAACAUCCCAACAAACUUUUGAAAAAYAUAUCGACCAUGCCGUCAAAGAGCAGAGAAAACGCCCGCUCUACCGACGGUAGCAGCGAUGUCGACAGAGAAAGGACGGGGGACCAGAGCAGCACGAUCACGAGCCUGCUGAUCGUGAUUCUCUCCCUCGUGUUUGUCGUGAUUUUCGGUGGAUCCCUCAUCGGCGGCAUACUCAGCGGGGAUCCCAGCAACGUCUUCUUCAUCACGAUCGUCGCGGCCUCGGCCUUUGCCAUUUCCGUUGCGCUGGGCGUCUCGGUUCGAUACGUUCUCACGCAGCGCUCGAAAAGACAGCRGGCUGAACACGGCGACGACUAUUUCGCCAAGGACAACCACGUGAGAGAAACCUUCUCGGGCAGCAGCGACGAGGAGAACCACCUGUGCGCGAACAACCGACCCUCCGACUACGACCCGCGGGACGGCCACUAUCCCCCCAUCGAGUCCGAAAUCAAGGAGAUCGAGGCGAAGAGCGUGUUUGGUGAGAUGAGCGCACUGAGCCCCACGACCUACGACGGAGGCUCUCUCUCGACGUACCGCCACCACAUCAUCCGAGACAACCACCRUCGGGGGUUCGACUUCUCCAGCAUCACCUCGGCCAAACACGGAGACAACGCUAGCGGGCGCCAGGACCCUCCGGAGGGCACUGGUCUGGCAACCAUCCAGGCAGCCUGGAACACACGAGCCGUCUCUCGGGAGCCAUCGGCUCCGAAGUUUUCGACCGAGGGAGAAACCAUUGYGGACAACGACUAUUCCAAGGACGCCAACGACGACUGCGACGAGAAAUCCAGUMGGUCGCGAAAGAGUGCAAGAUCUCGGGGCGAUCUCGAAGAGAAAUCGGUCAGAACGGAACGAUCCAAAUACAGCCAGCGCACCAAGAGUAGCAGCAAGUCUCGUUCCAGGUCCAAAAGCCCAUCGAAUCUYCGCAACGGAAAGAGCCCCGCAAACUCCGAAGCGAACUCAUUCUUUAGYAGUGGCCGAAAAGAAAAGGUGCGUCGCUAUGUGUAGAUCGAGGAAGAUGAAUACCAAUUUUUGAAAUUUUCCUGUUCUGACAACUUUUUUUAAAAUAAAUUUUUGAUUCACACAGGAGGCUACAGUACAUCCUGUGCCUCCAAUGAGCACAAGGYCUGGAGCGACGAGUUCAGUAAAACCUUCUGCAGUACCCUCAACGCCUGCAGCAAGUGAGGCCGGUAGCUUCGCCAGUAGCUUUAUGGGAUUGUUUGCAAAGGGUAAAAAAACUGCUUCGGAAGCAGGUUCAACUAGUAUGAGUAGCUCUGACAAGUCGAAGACGGAGCCAAAAGAAAAAGWUCCUGAUGGAAAAAAGAAAGAUCGUAAACCACCGAUGGUACGACCACCUAUGAUGCCUUCGAACAAAAAAGGAGGUGAUGGCCUGCAAAGUGUUGGUCUCACUGGACCAUCUGUUUCGACACCGUCAAACAACAGCACUUUUACCAUUCCCCCACCACGAGUGGUACCRCGAACGCCAGCUGGUGGCGAUGGUUUCUCGGAAUUUCAAUCAGUGGUUGAGAGCACUUACAGCAAUGGAGUUGCAUCCUCAACCUUCGAUCCCCAAGCUCGAGAAAGGGCAUUGCAAAARCUUCGAAGAAAUCAAGCUGCGAUAGGAGCAGCUCCAAUAGGGGCUGSUCCGUUAGGGGCAACUCCUGUAGAUGCUGGUGACAUGCCGAUAUACUACACUGAUGACGAUGAUAAGGCGUCUUCUGUGGGGGGUAACUCAGCCGCUCAAUUAAAUUCCUAUGACGUCUUCGCACCACCGGGUGCUCUUGGCAUCGUUGUAGAUACAACUGAUAAGGGUUGUAUCGUGUAUUCAUUGAAGAAAUCCUCCCCGAUGUUAGGGCUAAUGCAUAAGGGACAUCUGAUCAUCGGCUUGGACAAUUUUGACGUAAGAAAUAUGACUGCAUCGUCUUUGACGAAGCUGAUGGCCAAAAAGUCGGAUCAACAAGAGCGCAAAUUCACGCUGGUACCCAACAAUUAAAUACGAUUUAACUCGUCCGAUGCCAAGCCGACAAUGGUAUGCACGAUAUUUUACCGGUUC